Molecule: messenger RNA, 2825 nt
Organism: Aedes albopictus (Asian tiger mosquito)
Lineage: Eukaryota; Metazoa; Arthropoda; Insecta; Diptera; Culicidae
Exons: 5
Coding region: 225-1997 (590 amino acids)
Biological process (GO): transmembrane transport
Cellular component (GO): membrane
Molecular function (GO): monocarboxylic acid transmembrane transporter activity
Source: RefSeq, a predicted model, not a curated record
GCAUUUUCUCUGAUUUUUUCUCUACAUUUUCAUUGCAGUUCCAUUUGAACAGCUGUAAACACACUAGAAGUACGGCUACAACAACGGGCUGGCACGAGCUCCCACGUUGACGACGAGGACGACGGUGUCGACGACGAUAACGCCAUUACGCCUUCGAUCGCCAUUAUCGGCAACAAAACGACCUCCAGCAGGGACAGCAGUUCAACCAGUCAUCGCCCGCCACCAUGGAAAAGCUGAGGGCGGCUAAGAAAGUCGCCCCCGAUGGCGGCUGGGGCUGGAUGGCCUGCUUUGGCGUUAGUUUGGUCAAUCUUUCAACGCGUUCGAUAGAGCCUUCGUUUGGGUUGCUGUUCGGUGAUUUGCUGAAUGAUUUGCACGUGGGCACCACCGGAGCGGCCAUCAUCAUCAGCGCCCUGGACGUGAUGAUGAACUUUUCCGGCCUGUUUGUCGGGCCGCUGCUCAAGGAGUUUUCGUACCGGAAGGUGGCUAUCGCCGGGGCGCUGCUCUGCUGGCUGGGGCUUGCGCUUACCUCGCCGGCCACCAGCAUGGCGCACAUACUGGCCACGUACAGUGUGAUCAACGGUAUUGGCGUCGGUUUGGCCACAUCUGCCGCCUUCGUCGCACUCAACCACUACUUCUCGAAGAAACGUGGUCAAGCCGUCGGCUUAUCAAUGGCCGGCACAGCCCUCGGAAUGCUCAUCAUGCCCCAGCUAGUACGCUUCCUAUUGGAAACGUACGAUUUCCGGGGCGCAGUCCUACUACUUAGUGGCCUCGCCCUGCACGCCGCCGUCGGGGCCACCCUACUGCAACCCAUCAAGUGGCACCUGAUAGAGGAAGAGGUUGACAUCGAAAUGGUGGAAGCACCCGCCAUGGGCAUCAUCCUGGAACAGGAAGACGACGGCGACAACGACAGUCUUCCGGAGAUCAAGACCCUACUGUUUCCGCGUCGGGACCGGAAACUGUCGGAGAACUGUCCAUCGCCGCAACCGAACGGGCUACCGAAGCGGCCGACGUUCCCUCGGAUAACGUCCAGCGUGAGCGUUCAGGCUGCGCCGAUGGUUGGCGGUAUGCGGACGAGACCCUCGUUUCCACGGAUCACGUCGACGGCCAGCAUGAGCUUGGCGCUGAGGAAGCGGCGGGAGUCUGUCGUUUCGCGACUUUCGGCGCUCGAUUUCACCGGCAGCGGAAGCUGUAUGCACAUACACGUGGAUACGGGCGAUGCUGACGCGGAGGAUGUCGACUACGAGAUCAUUCGGCGCGUAAAUACUCACGUCGGUUCGUUCGCACGUGCUCCGAAGCGCAUCGACACGGUCAAAUCGGAGCUGGGUCUGGAGAUGGUCAAACCGAAAGUGUCCUUUCUGCAACGUUUCACCGCACUGAUGGAUGUGGGCCUGCUGCGGGAUGUCAUCUAUUUGAACAUCUUGUUUGGGCUAUCGAUUUUCUACGUGGCGGAGAUGAACUUUAAAAUGGUGACGCCGUUCUUUCUGUCCAGUUUGGGUUUCAGCAAGGCGGAAACGGCGUACUUUUUGUCGGUGUCGGCACUGACGGAUAUUGCGGCGCGAAUUAUUGUACCGCCGAUUGGGGAUAAGCUCAAGAUACGGAAGCGGUUGCUGUUUAUGACGUCGUUGGUGUUUGUGGCCAUCACUAGAUCGAUCGUGGCCCAUCAGCGAACUUACACCGAACUAAUGGUGUGGCUGUCGAUCACGGGGUUCUUCCGUGGCGUCGCGCUGGCCAACUUCACCCUGUGCGUGUCGGAGUACUCGUCGCUGGAAAAACUUCCGGCCGCCUUUGGGUGGCACAUGGUCGGCAAGGGGGUGUUUGUGAUUGCAUUCGGGCCCCUAAUUGGAGCAAUUCGUGACUGGACCGAUAGCUAUCCCAUCUGCAUUCACGCACAGUCGGUGUGCAUUUUCCUGUGCGUAUUUGCCUGGCUGAUCGAGUUCGCCAUCAAGCGGUUUCGCACCAAGAAGGUAGUGGAGGCCAAUCCGAGUAUGGCGGCGUAAGUGUUUGCCUGGGAGAUGAACCAUAGUUGCCUAGCGGAAGAUGUAUUUUUACAAUAAUGGAGAAUUAUCGAACGAACGUUGAUGUUUGAUGUUUUAGGAACAAAUUUUCCUAUUUUCUAGGUGAAACUAAACAUUAUCGAGUAAGCAUAAGACUGCGAUAUACAUUUAGACAAGGUACACCCCAUAUUUGUUUAUACCAACGAAGUUUUAGCAAACAAUAUAACGCGGUCGUACGGUAAAGUAUAACAAACAAGUACUUACAGAAACGCGUGAAACAGAGGUAUCAACGUCAACUUUUAAAAGUAUGAGAACAGUAUUAGGUGAAAUAAAACUACUACAUACUAAUGUUACUCAAAUACAUCUAUUCGAACUGGCGAGUACUGAAAUUGAGCGAGCCUUAUAGAGCUUAACCUGAUGAUUAUUAGGAGAGAAAUAAAAUAUUACAGAAAUCCUAACGAAGACGGGAGCUGUGUUGUUUCGGAUAGGUUUUAUCCAUGUUAAGUAAAGGACGACGAAUAGCAGUCGUAACUAUAAGCGCCAUCUUCUGGUAAAGAUGAUUUCAUAGCGUAUACUUAUAGGAGUUUUAUGUUAGACGAAAUAGAUUGUUAACCGAUGAUCAAAAAAACCGCGCGUAGGACGUAGGACAUCAGAACAAUAUUCUAAAUGUUAGGUAAAUUUAGUGGAACACAGAGUUACGGGAGAAUCUCGAAGGGGUUUCACAUACACCAGUGUGUAUAUGGUUAAGAUGAAAGUGAUGCCACAGUGCUAAAUAAAAUGAUAAUAAAUUAUGCGUACGCGGGGGAAAUGCUGUAUCAGUGUAUACUUGAA